Molecule: messenger RNA, 13140 nt
Organism: Mauremys mutica (yellowpond turtle)
Lineage: Eukaryota; Metazoa; Chordata; Testudines; Geoemydidae
Gene: LAMA5
Product: laminin subunit alpha 5
Exons: 80
Coding region: 170-11281 (3703 amino acids)
Biological process (GO): cell adhesion; regulation of cell adhesion; axon guidance
Cellular component (GO): basement membrane
Molecular function (GO): signaling receptor binding
Source: RefSeq, a predicted model, not a curated record
UGCCCAGCGGCUGCAAACACCCAGCCUCGGCGGCGGCGGCUCCCCUGCGUGCAGCCCGCUCCCCCGCCAGCUCUCCCCGACGCGAUGAGCCCCGGCGGGCAGCAGCCGCCGCGCUAGGCUCGUCCCCGCCAACUUCCUCUCCCCGCGUCUCCUCGCAGCACCGGUGAAAAUGGCGAGGGGCGCGCUGGAGGCGGACGGGCUCCGGGGUACCCUGGUGGCGCUGCUGCUGCUGGCGGCGCUGCCCGGCGGCGCGGCUCGCCCGCGGGUCCCCCUGCCCGGGGACGUGAACGGCCACAGCCUGCACCCGCCCUACUUCAACCUGGCCGAGAGCACCCGGAUCUCCGCCACCGCCACCUGCGGGGAGGAGCGCGGCGGCGGCGGCGGCGGCAGCCGGGGCCCCCGCGCCGUGGAGGAUCUGUACUGCAAGCUGGUCGGCGGGCCGGUGGCAGGGGGGGACCCCAACCAGACCAUCCAGGGGCAGUACUGCGACAUUUGCACAUUGACGAACAGCAACAAGGCUCACCCCAUAACCAACGCCAUUGACGGAACAGAGCGCUGGUGGCAGAGUCCUCCCCUCUCUCGCGGGCUGGAGUUCAACCAGGUCAACGUCACCUUGGACCUUGGACAGCUGUUUCACGUGGCAUACGUCCUGAUCAAAUUUGCCAAUUCCCCUCGUCCGGAUCUCUGGGUGCUGGAGCGAUCUACUGACUUUGGAGUUACCUAUGAGCCGUGGCAGUACUUUGCCUCUUCCAAGAGGGACUGUAUUGAGAAGUUUGGCCUGAAUACCGUGAAACGUAUUACCAAGGAUGAUGACGCCAUCUGCACUACUGAAUAUUCCAGGAUUGUGCCUUUAGAAAACGGAGAGAUUGUCGUCUCGCUGGUAAACGGGCGCCCGGGAGCCAUGAACUUCUCAUAUUCACCUCUCCUGCGGAAUUUCACCAAAGCCACUAACAUCAGACUGCGCUUCCUGCAGACCAACACGCUGCUUGGGCACCUGAUGGGCAAAGCCCUAAGGGACCCAACCGUGACCAGGAGGUAUUACUACAGCAUCAAAGAUAUCAGCAUUGGAGGGCGCUGCGUCUGCCAUGGCCAUGCGGACGUCUGUGAUGCCAAGGACCCUACUGACCCCUAUAGGCUGCAGUGCGAUUGUCAACACAACACCUGUGGCGGCUCAUGUGAUCGUUGCUGCCCGGGCUUCAACCAGUUACCCUGGAAACCAGCUACGACUGACAGCGCUAAUGAAUGCCAACCUUGCAAUUGCAAUGGUCAUGCCUACGACUGCUACUAUGAUCCAGAGGUCGAUCGCCACAAGGCCAGCAAAAAUUAUGACGACCAGUAUAAAGGGGGAGGUGUCUGCAUAGAAUGUCAGCAUCAUACAACUGGCAUCAACUGUGAGAGGUGCAUCCCUGGAUACUAUAAAUCUCCUGACCAUUCGAUAGACUCACCCUACAUUUGCUAUCGUUGUAAUUGUGACUCAGAGUUCACCGAUGGCACCUGUGAGGACCUCACUGGUCGCUGUUACUGCAAGCCAAAUUACACCGGGGAGCUCUGCAAUGCAUGUGCAGAGGGAUACACAGACUUCCCACACUGCUAUCCUGUUCCAGCUUUCUCUCACAAUGAUACCGGAGAACAGGUGCUUCCGGCUGGACAGAUAAUAAACUGCGAUUGCAACGCCGCCGGGACGGAAGGGAAUGCCUGCCGCAAAGACUCUCAAAGGGGAAUGUGUGUGUGUAAACCCAACUUCCAGGGAGCUCAGUGCGAUCAGUGUGCGCCCGGGCACUACGGACCCGGCUGCCAGCCAUGCCAGUGUUCAGGCUCUGGCCAGUACGAUGGCACCUGCGACAGCGAGACCGGCCAGUGCCUGUGCCGAACUGGAUUCGAAGGGUAUUCGUGUAACCAGUGUGCACCCGGCUACUUCAGCUACCCUCUCUGCCAAUUGUGCGGGUGCAGCGCCGUUGGGACGCUGCCAGGAGGCUGCGACUCAGGCGGGAGAUGUUUCUGCAGGCCUGAGUUUGAUGGGCCUCGCUGUGAUCAGUGCAGCAUGGGAUAUCAUUCCUAUCCUCGUUGCCAAGCUUGCUCCUGUGAUCCCCGGGGUUCGGUGGAUAACAGCUGUAGCCCAGCUGGUCAGUGCCGGUGCCAUUCUAACUACGCCGGGCACACCUGUAGCCAGUGUGCACCAGGCUUCUAUGGGUACCCCAGCUGCACACCUUGCCAGUGCUCCACAGAGGGCUCUCUCCACGGCACAUGUGAUCAGGAAACUGGACAGUGCCGCUGUCGCCCCAAAGUGGCUGGACUGCGCUGUGACACCUGCAUGCCAGGGGCAUAUGGAUUUCCACACUGCGAAGUGGGCUCCUGUAACCCAGCAGGGUUAGCAACUGCAGACCCUUCCCUGUCUCCGGGUUCCUGUGCAUGUCGGGCAUAUGUCGAAGGUCCAGCUUGUGACAGGUGCAAACCACUGUACUGGAACCUGACUCCCGAUAACCCGUAUGGAUGCACAAGCUGCCAGUGUGAUACCAAGGGCACCAUCAGUGGAGUCGCAGAAUGUCAGCAAGGCAAUGGGCAGUGUUUCUGCAAACCCAGCAUCUGUGGCCAGUUGUGCUCCACGUGUAAGGACGGAUACUUCAACGUGGACCAUGCAAAUUACUUUGGCUGCCAAGGCUGCCGGUGCGACGUUGGUGGGUCCAUCGGGCUGGUGUGUGAGGCGAGGACCGGAGCCUGUCACUGCAGGCAGAACACCCAGGGCCCAACAUGCACCCUGCCUGCGAGGGACCAUUAUUUCCCUGACCUCCACCACCUGAAAUUCGAGUUGGAAGAGGGCACCACGCUAGAUGGCCGGGCUGUUCGCUUUGGCUACAACCCCCUGGAGUUUGAGAAUUUCAGCUGGAGAGGAUACGCUCAGAUGUCUCCCAUUCAGCCCAAGGUAGUGGUGACUCUCAAUGUGACCUCCCCUGACCUGUUCCGCAUCGUCUUCCGCUACGUCAACCGGGGGCCGGCCAAUGUGGAAGGGAGGGUCUCGGUCCUUGAGGAAGGAAAGUUUAAUGUUUGUGGCAACUGUACGGAGCAGACCAAGCAGAUCAUCUUUGCUCCCAGCACCGAACCGGCUUUUGUCACCGUCCCUCAGAACAGCUUCGGGGAGCCCUUUGUGCUGAAUCCCAGCGUGUGGUCGCUGAUCGUGGAGGCAGAGGGCAUCCUGCUGGACUAUCUGGUUUUGCUUCCCAGUUCGUACUACGAAGCGCCCGUACUGCAGCUGAAGGUCACAGAGGCCUGUACCUCCAGCCCAGCCCCUGAGCAAGCCAGUCAGAACUGCCUCUUGUACAAGUACCUGUCUGUGGACAGCUUCCCCUCUGCGUCUGGAGGAGACAUGGUGUGCCGGCUGGACAACAGCUUACCCAGGCCCUGUCCGAUGGUGCCCGUCACUCCAUCACACCCGCAGAUGGCGCUGUGCAGCGGCAGUGACGUGGAGGUCCAGCUGCGGCUCGCUGUUCCCCAGCCUGGGAGAUACGUGCUGCUGGUGGAGUACGCCAACAAGGAUGCCGUGCAGAGGGCCAGUGUAGCAAUGAGCUCCCUGCAGUUAGCCACCCAGCAGGGGUCACUCACCUUCCACACAUGUGACUACAGUUUCCUUUGCCGUGGGAUGGUCUUAGAUUCACAGAAUCGCUUGGCAGCUUUUGAACUUACCACAGAGGGAACCGUUCGGUUCACAGCCGAUCAAGCCCACUUCUUCCUGUAUAAAGUGUACCUGGUACCUUAUGGACAAUUCACCAUGGAAUUUGUUGAGCCGAGGGUUCACUGCAUCAGCCUGCAUGGCACCUUCUCACCCUCCAGUAGUUCCUGCAUCCCAUCAAGGUUUAUGAAGCUCUCUCAGUCCAUUGUCCUGGAAGCAGGCCAGGCUCUGUCAAUCCCUCCAGACUUUCCCCUGACUCAAGUCUUCACAGUCGCUCCAACUGGCAUCCCAACUGAGCCUUCGCCUCGGCCUCCGACUGCAGUGGACUCCUCUGCAGAGCUCAUUCUCCUGCAGCCUUCCCAGGCUGCUGCUGUAUUCAACAGCCGGAUCCAGACGCUGGGUCGCUAUGCUUUCAUCAUGCACUAUUACCAGCCCGACCACCCCACAUUCCCCGUGGAAGUGUUAAUCAACGGUGGGCGGAUUUGGCAAGGCCAGGCCAAGGCUGCUUUCUGCCCACAUGGAUACGGUUGUCGGAGUGUGGUGGUUUCCGAGAACCAGAUCAUCCUGGACAUAACGGAUAACGAGCUGACGGUGAUUGUUCGUGUGCCAGCAGGCCGGCAGCUGUGGCUGGAUUACAUCCUGGUGGUGCCUGAAGACAGCUACAGCUCCCAUUAUCUGCUGGAGGAACCCCUGGACAAAUCCUACGAGUUUAUCAGCAGCUGUGGAGUCAGUAGUUUCUACAUCAGUCCUACCACAUCGUCCAAGUUCUGCAGGGACUCUGCCAUCUCACUCUCUCUGUUCUACAACAAUGGAGCCCAGCCCUGCCGCUGCCACGAAGCAGGGGCCGUCAGGGGUCAGUGCGAGCUCUUUGGUGGGCAGUGUGCUUGCAAAUCCAACGUCAUCGGCCGAGAGUGUUCCCGGUGUGCCACCGGUUACUGGGGCUUCCCCAACUGUAGACCUUGUGACUGUGGGACCCGCCUGUGCGAUGAAGUGACGGGACAAUGCAUCUGCCCGCCGCAUACCAUCAAGCCGGAGUGCAUUGUCUGUGAGCCCCAGACCUUUGGCUGCCACGCCUUGAUUGGCUGUGAGGAUUGCAAUUGUUCUCGUACAGGAGUGCAAGAACUGGCGGAGCCAGGCUGCGACGUGGACAGUGGGCAGUGCAGGUGCAAACCCAAUAUAAUAGGACGGCGGUGUGAUGUCUGCGCCCCUGGCUACUACCAUUACCCGCACUGCCGGAGGUGUGACUGUCAUCAGGCAGGGACGGAAGUGAGCGUGUGUGAGCCGGUCACUGGGCAGUGUCACUGCAAGGAAAAUGUGGAGGGUGUGAGGUGUGACCAGUGCCGCCUAGGGACCUUCUCUUUGGAUGCAAACAACCCCAAGGGCUGCACCAGGUGUUUCUGCUUUGGAGCGACCGAUCGCUGCCACAGUGCGGAGAAGUACCGAGUGGAGUUCAUCAACAUGAAUGGGUGGGUGUUACUGAGCGGAGACCGCCAAGAAGUGGCCACCUCCCUGAGACUAGAGGAGGAGCUCAUUCAUGCUGACCUGAAGAACGUUCCCGAGGCCUAUCAGGAGCUCUACUGGCACGCACCCAGCUCUUACCUUGGAGACCGGGUGUCCUCCUAUGGCGGAUACCUGCAGUAUGAGCUUCGCUCAGACACCAGAAGGGGCGAUGUGUUCGUUCCCAUGGAACCCCGCCCGGAUGUCAUCCUCAAGGGAAACCAAAUGAGCAUCAUGUUUCUGGAAGGCACUUACCCUUCCCCUGGAGAGGUACAUGAAGGCCGGCUGCAGCUCGUGGAGGGUAACUUCAGACACACGCAGACGCACAACCCAGUGUCCAGGGAAGAGCUGAUGAUGGUGCUGGCUAACCUAGAGCAGCUGCAGAUCCGAGCGCUCUUCUCCCAGCUCGCCUCAUCAGUGUAUCUGCGUCGGGUGGUCCUGGAGACUGUGACGGAGACCAGCGGGGGCAUCCGAGCCAGCAACGUGGAACUGUGCAUGUGUCCGGCCAAUUACAGGGGAGAUUCCUGCCAGGAAUGUGCUCCAGGUUAUUACAGAGACACCAAGGGUCUCUUCUUGGGAAAAUGUGUUCCCUGUCAUUGCAACGGCCACUCGGAUCAGUGCCUCCCAGGGUCUGGAAUAUGCAUCAACUGCCAACACAACACGGAGGGAGAUCGCUGUGAGCGAUGCAAAGAUGGGUAUGUCGGUAACUACUCCCUCGAUGGGCCAUUGCAGUGCAUGGGAUGUCCAUGUCCUCUUUCAGUUGCUUCCAACAACUUUGCCAUUGGAUGUGUCCAUAAGGGCUCCAGCAUGCAGUGUCUCUGCAAGCCAGGCUAUGCCGGAGCCAUGUGUGAACGGUGUGCCCCAGGUUACUAUGGCAACCCCUUAGUGAUCGGCAGUUCCUGCCAGCCAUGUGACUGCAGUGAGAACACGGAUCCCAACAUGUUGUUCAGCGACUGUGACUCUCUGACGGGCGCCUGCACAGGAUGUAUGUACAACACGGCCGGGCCCCGGUGCGAAGUGUGUGCCCCAGGGUACCACGGAGACGCAGUGGUGGCAAAGAACUGCACAAGGUGUAACUGUUUGCCGUGCGGGACUGAGUCGUGUGACCCUAGAACUGGCCGAUGUCUCUGUAAACCUGGAGUGACAGGUCAGCACUGCGACUGCUGUCAGGAUGGGCACUACGGCUACCGUGACUGCUCUGGCUGUCGAAAGUGUGACUGUGACAUUGGAUCCAUAGGCACCAGCUGCCACGCUGAGACUGGUCAGUGUAGCUGCCAGCCCGGGGUGACUGGUCUUCGAUGCCAGCAGUGCGCGCCAGGCUACUGGGGGCUCAGCAAGCGUGGCUGCACAAAGUGUCAGUGUAAGGGGGGCUCCUGCAACCCCCGGACUGGGGAGUGCACCUGCUCCAAUGGCCUGACGGGGAAGCAGUGUGACACCUGCAUAGAGAAGUAUGAGAUCCCCGUAGCAAAUGGCCCGGACAGCAUGAGGUGUGAAGUCUGUGACAGCUGCGUGCUGCUUCUGCUGGACGACCUCCAGAAGAUCGAGGCCUCUUUCCCCAUCAUCAGGAACCAGCUGAUCAACCUGAACGCCAGCUCCAUCGCUUGGGCCCGACUGCAUGGUCUGAACAGCUCUAUGAAAAACGUCACUAACCACCUGCACGAAUAUCGGAGAUCCAUGAACAGGGUCAAGCAAAAGGCAGCCGAGCUGGCAGACGAGACUGCGGACCUCACUCAGGAUUUGAUUGCACUGCAGCACAAGGCAACGAUGACUCACAGAAAAGCAAAGGAUCUGCAGGGGCAGACAAAUGAGACCUAUCAGAGAGCAGAGCACCUGCCAAUGAGUAUCCAAGACAUCCUGGAUAGCAUUGCAGAUUUGGUGCACCAGAUGAACAAACUGGGGACUGCAGACCUCAGCACGGCCUCCUCUGAGGAGUUCUGGCAAAAGAUGGCCGAGGUGCAAAGGAUGCUGAAGGAGAUGAAGGAACGGGAUUUCCUCAGCCAGAAAGGGGUGGCAGAACAUGAACAUGAGAAGGCUCAGAAACUGCUCCAUCGCGUGAGGAGCGAGCUGUACAGCAAGUGGGAAUCCAACCAAGACCUGGUGAAGAGCAUCAAAGACGUACUGGCUCAGUAUAGCUCAAAGCUGAUGGAUCUCCGAGAUGCUCUCAAUGAGGCAGUGAAUAAAACCAGGCAGACAGAGGACUUGAACAGCCUGAAUCGGAACAACCUUGAGGAGAUCCAGCGAAAGAGUAAGGAGCUACAGAAGCAGUACGGGAUGGUGCAGGACACUCUGCAGAUGGCUGAGGACUCCCUGGUCCAGGUCUCGGAUCUUCUACAGAUAAUAGAGAAUGCAAAGGAGGAGUACGAGAAGCUAGCCGCCCGGCUGGACGGAGCCAGGUACCCCCUGACCGAGCGGGUGAAGAAGUUUUCUCCCGCCAGCAGUAAGAUCCCAGUCGUUGAAGAAGCUGAGGAGCACGCCAGGCUCCUGGAUGAACUCGCGCGGAACCUUUCCAGCAGCAUCCAGGGCGCAAACCAGGAUGGGUUUAUCCAGCGAGCGAUCAAUGCCUCCAACGCAUAUGCCAGCAUCAUCAAGGCUGUGAAGAAUGCAGAGAGGGCAGCCAAAGACGCCGAUGAGGCAGCCGGUGAAGCUUUGACAAGUGUUGUGUCGGGAGAUCUUGGUGCCUUAUCUAAAGAGCUGAAGAAGAACAGCAGUGCCCUGGAGCAAGCCGUGAAGAGGGAGCAGAGGAAACUCGAUGGGGUUAUUAAAGGGACGCUGCAGGCAGCCAAGGACAAACUGACCGAUCUCCGAGAGAAGAAGGAGCAGCUCCUGAACCAGCUGCGAUCUGUACAGAACAUGCUGGACAUGGACCAAGAUAACACCACAGCGGUUAUUCAGAAUGCCAAGGCUGCAGCUGCAGCAGCCAACGACACGGUUGCCAGGGUGGAAGAUACAUUGAGCAACAUGAAGAAGAACCUGGAUGAGUGGAAAGACCAGUAUGGAGGCCUUAAAAAUGAAGAGUUAAACCAGGCAGUUCAAGAUGCCAAGAAGUCUGUGUCGAACCUGGAAAGCACCAUUCCGCUGCUGCUGGAGAAGCUGAGUGGCCUGGAGAACAGGAGGAAUAAGAACUCCACUGUGUCCGAGAACAUCCUGCGAAUCCGCCAGCUGAUCACGCAGGCCAGAAAUGCUGCUAGCAAGGUGAAGGUACCAGUGAAGUUCAACGGCACCUCGGGCAUCCAGGUCCGGACUCCCAGCGACCUGCAGGAUUUGUCGGCCUACACCUCCCUCAAGUUCUACAUCCAGAACCCGGAGCCCAAACCCAGGCAGCGGCGUCAGGAUGGGGCCGACGCGGGCCAGUUCGUAUUGUACCUGGGCAAUAAAGACGCCACUGGAGACUACAUGGGCAUCGUGCUCAAAGACCGCAAGGUGCAGUGGAUCUAUAAACUUGGGGACGAAGAACCGACCUAUUUAACAGUUGACGAAGAGAUCGGAGAGCAGUUUGCCGCAGUCAGCAUCAACAGGAUCCUGCAGUAUGGACACAUGUCUGUGAUCGUGGAGAAGCAAACCUUGCACGAGACGAAAGGAGACAGCGUAGCCAAAGGAGAGCAGGGGCUGCUCAACCUCGAGCCACACAGCGUGGUCUUCUAUGUGGGAGGCUACCCCGCCGGCUUCACGCCUCCAGUGACGCUGCGCUACCCCAGCUACCGGGGCUGCAUCGAGAUGGAUACGCUGAACGAGGAGGUGGUGAGUCUAUACGACUUCCAGCACACCUUCCACCUGGACACGGCUGCUGACAAACCCUGUGCAAGGUCCAAAUCCACGGGAGAUCCCUGGCUGACAGAUGGCUCCUACUUUGAUGGUACCGGCUACGCAGAAAUCAAAUUUGAGAGCCAGAUCGGCUCGACCAAGCGCUUUGAACAGGAAAUUCGUGUGGUCUCAUACAACGGGAUUCUCUUCUUCUUGGAGCAUCAGGGCCAGUUCCUGUGUCUGGCUGUUCAGGAUGGAAAGCUGGUGCUUUACUAUAACUUCAGGCAAGUCCUUGAGAUGGCACCACCCAGCAGUGACCCCACGUCUCUCACCGUCAGCAGCACCACGAACAAAGCGAUCCAGAUUUUCCUCCUCACCAUGACUUCCAAGCAGCGCAUUUUAGUGCGGCUGGAGCGACAGACCAUCUUCAUGGUGGAGCACGAGAACUCCCUGGAGAAUGCCGUUUCCUACUACCUGGGGGGCGUGCCCGUGCCCCUGCUGCCCAAGAGCUUGAAGGCCAUCUUCCCCAAGGGAGGUUCCAUCCGGGGCUGCAUGAAGGGCCUGAAGGCGCUUGGCAAAUACGUUGACCUAAAGCGCAUGAAUACGGUCGGAGUGAGCUACGGGUGCACCUCGGACCUCCUGGUGGCCCGCUCCGUUAAAUUCCACGGCCACGGCUACCUGACGCUGCCUCUGAAGAACGUGCCCUCGUUGCAGGACUUCUACACAGGCUUCAGCUUCCGAACUAGCCAGAGCCAUGGCCUGCUGUACUCCCACACCACAGCGGAAGGGAAUUGCCAGGUGUCUCUGAAGAAUGGCCGAGUAGCCGUGACAGUGCUGAAAACCGAACUCACCACGAAACAUGCCUAUGCGGACGAUGCCAGCCACUAUGUGACCAUCUACAGCGACGCCACGGGGGUUCGGCUUUACAUAGAUGACCAGCUGCAAGGGCCCAAGCAAGGGGCCGAUCGCUACAAGCGGCACAGGCGCCAGGAGGAGCAGAUGCUGUUUCGACUGGGUGGUUUGCCAGAGGCCGGCGCUUUUAGCAACCUGACGGGCUGCAUCGGGAAUGUCUUUGUGAAGCGGAAGUUAGACCCGCAGAUGGUUGUGGACCUGCAGCAGAACACAGAGAGCUUCAACGUGACCAUGAGCUGCCCGUGGGACCGGCAGCCACAGCAGAUGAGAGCGUCUCUGAAGAAAGACAGGCGGAAACUAAAGGUGCCAAGCCAGGCUGCACUGAAAGACCGUAGGCAUUACCAGGACAGGACCUGCCAGCUACCCAGGCACCCCAAAGCCGCGAAAGGUGCCUUCCGAUUUGGAGGAGCCUCCACGAGCCAUGUGGAAUUUGAUGAUAUCCCGGCGUCCUUCCGCGAAAGGUCCCACUUCUCCCUGGACGUCAGGCUGAACUCACCCAGUGGGCUGCUGUUCUACGUGGCCAGCGAACUGCAGGGCUCCUUCAUGGCCCUCUUCGUCUCCAGUGGCCGCUUCGUGUUCCUGGCCGAUCUCAAUGGGAAGAAGCUGAGAAUGCGGAGCAAAGACAAGUACCAUGACGGCAGGUGGCACACAGUCUUCUUCGGCAGGGACGGGAGCAGGGCUCAGCUGGUCAUCGAUGGCCUGAAGGCUCAGAACGGCGUGGUGGCUGCCGCUGGAGACUUCCUGGCCCAAAGCCCGUUUUACGUGGGGGGAGCUCCUGCUGCGAAAGCCAAGGCUCACGUUCCAGACACUUCUGUGCCCAGCUUUAGCGGCUGCCUGAAGAACUUGAAACUGGAUGGGAAACCCCUGGACUCCCCCUCUCGCGUCUUUGGAGUGACACCCUGCUACGAGGGGGCUCUGGAGAGCGGCAUCUUCUUCGCUGCAGAGGGUGGAUACGUGGCUUUAGCCGACUCUGUGGCAAUGGGGCGGGACCUGGAGCUGAGGUUGGAUGUCCGGCCCCGGAGCGCCUCUGGCCUGAUUUUCCACGUGGGCACGCAGAGAAGGCACUACCUCACUCUGUACGCAGACGACACACAGGUCACAGUGAAAGCAAACACCGGGGCGGGGGAGUUCUCCACUUCGGUGGCCCGCCCGGCACUCUGUGACGGCCAGUGGCACAGCAUAGCAGUCAUCCGAGGCAAAAACGUGAUCCGGUUGGACGUGGACACAGAUGGAAACUACACGGUGGGACCCAGCCAGACUCGCUCAGCGGAUACCAAAGAGACGCUCUAUCUGGGGGCCGUGCCAGGAACUGCCACGCCGGAGGCUGCUUCGCCGUCCCUGCUCACGCCUCUUCCCCAUUACGUCGGCUGCAUAAGGAAUCUGGUGAUAAACCGGAACCCGGUUGACCUGCCACAGGCUGGGACCGUCGGGGGCUCGGUUGGCCUUACGGGCUGCCCCGUGAUUUAAAUAGUGUAAAGCCUGAACUAUGAAAAGCUGCACUACCCGCCAGGUGCCUUGCUGGGAUUAGACACUCAGCCUGCGAUCUCUUGUACCCUUGACUAACAGAGACACGUGAGCUCCAGCAACUACGGUGACGCCAGAGAGGUCCACACCCAGAGAGGGGCUGAGCCUGCAGCUCUGCCCUCUCUCAUCUUCAAUUGGUUUUGAUUAUUGGUGCCCCCCAAGGACACAGCCCUCCCUAAACCCCCAUCUCCAGUAUGUGAGUGUUAGAGACAAGCCCCUAUUACCCGUGAGCCACGGCUCUUGCUGCUUAGAACAGCGGCGUAUAAGGAGAGUGGGUAGAGUGCACAGCAGCAGUGCAUCUCCCCCAAACUCCCCCUCUGUUCACGUCACCUGCCACGGGGCGUCCCUGCUGUGGGGGUGGGCUGGAGACUUUGUUACAAACUCUUGUCAGAGGAGUAAGAACAGCCUUCGCUAAGCCUGGCUCUCAGCGGGGUAGUUGGGCCUGCUGUUGCUACUGAUAUCUCCUCACUGGAGUAAGGCCAUUGGGAAAUGCUUCAAGAAAACACCCACUGAAAACUGGAAGUACCCCCGUGUGUGUUGCCAGCUUCAGGUAGUGAACAAUACAAACAUUUCUUUAGAGAUAAGUAUGAAAAAGCUAAAGCUGAUAGGUGUUAAACACAGUCACACAGCAUUAUAAAACUCAUCUUCUCGGUGGAGGAUGAGAAUCUUAUGGUGUCCCGAAGUUUAAGAGAAUCAAGAUUUGCAUGCACAGAGGCAGUGGAGGAGAAACAGUGAGCUACUUCGACCCUCUCUGGCUCUGGACUUGAGCCUGCAAAGUAGUGAGCAAUGGCUGGAAGUGCUGAUCACUCUCCAAUCCCUUUGCCUUCAAUAGGCAUGGAGGGCACACAGCACUGUGCAGGCUCACGUCUUCUGUGCAACUCUGAGCGCGCCUCACUCACCCUGAACCAAAACAUAGUGCCUCAUAUCAUCUGCUCCCUUGUGAGGGGUCAGCAGCUGUACAGACCCUGUGGUCUUCACAGGACCCAGAGGGUAAGCCUAACAUGAACACAUGGGGAACUAAGGAGGUUUAAGGCCACAUUAUGGCUAGGCACGAUCUUAGCACUACAUGAGAAGAGACCAAAAUAAAUGCAUGUUCAGUACUCCCCCUUCCGCCUGCAUGUUUUCCUACGGAUUUCUACACUGCCUGGGUUUGCGUUAGAUUGACUUGUUUGAAUCUAAGUGCUUGACGUUCUACAACUAAGUGAGGAAUUCUGCUUAGUGGCUGGUUCAUCUUUGCAAGUGCAAGCUGAACAAGGUGUAUCUCCACAUGCGUGCGCAACAUUGCCAAAAUACCCGAAUGUUGAUACAGCAAUUGUUCUUUAUGGCACUCACAUAUGGCUCCCCCAGUAAAGACCUGUUGUAUGAAGACACUGCAUUUAUUUUAGAAAAGAAGAUUUGUCAGAAACCUGCCAAGCUUUGCUGUAUUUGUCACUUUGCCCUCUCCGACACUUCUCACGUGUGGCAUCCUUAUUUCUAACGUCCAUUGUAGUGCAGCUUUCAUUUAAAAACAAAACCAUUUUUCCCCAAGCCACCUAUAGUUCACUUACAUAUGUCAUAUAUAUAUUUGUGUGUAUAUAUCUAGUCACAUGGGGACAAAAUCUUGCUUCUGAAAUGGAUCUAUAACUUAUAUCAAUAUGAUUUUUUUUAAUGAUGGGGUAAAUAUUGUAAAAUGGGCUUUUAACAUGUCUUUUUAUUAUCUUUAAGCAAAUAUAAUUGACCCAUUUUUAAAUUGUAGUAUUAAAGAUGGUCUUUGUAAAUCACUGGUACAUAUUUUUGAGUCAAAUAAAAUUUUAUGUUAUCUA